Cryptomeria japonica (Japanese cedar) is the source of this 432-nucleotide messenger RNA. RefSeq names its product major strawberry allergen Fra a 1-2-like. The record is from RefSeq and is a predicted model, not a curated record. Gene Ontology annotation, molecular function: protein phosphatase inhibitor activity; abscisic acid binding; signaling receptor activity. The transcript is spliced from 2 exons. Gene Ontology annotation, cellular component: cytoplasm; nucleus. The coding region runs from base 1 to 432 and encodes 143 amino acids. Gene Ontology annotation, biological process: abscisic acid-activated signaling pathway; defense response. Lineage: Eukaryota; Viridiplantae; Streptophyta; Pinopsida; Cupressales; Cupressaceae.
AUGGUGGCAGGAAGUUUCAGUGUGGAAAUAGAGUCUUCAAUGGAGGCAAAGACACUGUGGAAUGGAAUGGUGAAGGAUGGCCAUAAUUUGAUUCGAAAAUAUGUAUCUAAGCUUGAAAUUGUGGAUGCAGUUAACACUGAUUUCAGCUAUGUGAAGGAGAGGAUAGAUGAAAUUGAUGAGGAGAAUUCGGUUUACAGUUUCAGCCAGGUGGAGGGAGGAGUUGUGGGCACCAAAUUGGCCUCAGUGACAUACCAAGUGAAAUUCAGCCCUAAAGCAGAUGGUGGAACUCUGGUGAUUUAUACAUGCAACUAUGACAGCCUGCCUGGUGUUGCCCAUGAUGACGCCAAAAUUGAGGAGAUCAAGGGCAAAAGUACUGAACUCUUCAAGUUGAUUGAGGCAUAUCUCAUUGCCAAUCCCACUUCAUAUUGUUAA